This is a messenger RNA of Musca domestica (house fly), 1945 nucleotides long. RefSeq names its product protein tipE. Gene Ontology annotation, biological process: regulation of sodium ion transport. Gene Ontology annotation, molecular function: sodium channel regulator activity. The record is from RefSeq and is a predicted model, not a curated record. Lineage: Eukaryota; Metazoa; Arthropoda; Insecta; Diptera; Muscidae. The coding region runs from base 1100 to 1945 and encodes 281 amino acids. The transcript is spliced from 2 exons.
CUUUUUUGUUUUCCAAAUUCUCAACAACACUGGCAACAUACAAUCCUCAAAAGUUAGCAAACACGACGACGUCGUUUGCGUCGCUGACGCUACGGCUGCCCCUGCUGCUCAGCGUUCUGUUCCCCGUGCAGCCGGCAGCACCAACGUCGUCGUCGUCACCCCAGCCAGCGCAUCGGCAUCGGAACACUCGGAGAGUCCGAGUAGCAACACCAACACCAGCAUCAUUCAGACUUCGGCAGCCAUACACAAACAUAACAGUAACGACGACGACAACAUCAACCUCACGCCCACUCCCACCCCCAUUCCCAGCAACAAGACCACCAAAGCCGCACAACCCACCACCUGCACAACAGCAGCAACAGCAACACCAGGUUCCGUAUCCAUCUCUACAGCAGCAGCAACAACUCAAGCAUCCGUCCCCUCCACCUGCCCCCCAUCAGCAGGAGCGACAACAACAAAAGCAUCCAAAAAUAAGAGAACCACAAGAUUUGCCACUGAAAAGCGAGACGCCAGCGACGAAAAUAACAUUACACCUCUGGAACCCAUUGUCGUCACCUGCUCACCCUCACCCACAGCCGCAACAACUGCCAGCAACAGCAACACCGCCGUCGUCGCCGCCGCCGCCGUCAUUGCCGCCUCCUCGGCCAGCACGAGUAAACGCUCGCCAACGUUUACAGCUGUUACAUCUCCCGGCCAGCAACAGAGCUCUGUUAGCCAUCAACAGAGCCAUAACACCCCCACAACAGAGGCUGUGUGUAUCCUCGGAGGCGGUGGCGGCGUAGGCCCACUUCCGAAAUCGGUCACUGCAUCGUAUCUGCGCUGUGCAACGUGUGACGACUUGAGGAGGCAGCAAUAUCCUCCCCGUUAUUCUCUGAGUGGUGCUGGUGGUGGCACGACCAGGGGUGGCAAGGCAUCAUCAUCAUCGUCGGCAUUUGCUGCAACCAACAACACGUCUACGUGCCGAGAGUGCGCUGUUGCUGCAGCUGCAGUGUCGACAUCAUCAUCGUCGGCUGCUGUCGCUGGCGCUGGUGCUGGUGCUGCUGCUUCCGGAGACUAUCAACAUCACCAAAAUAAUCGCCCUGUGUGCACGGACAAUAAUAUGAGGAGUGGCAGUUCGGAAUUACUACUCGAGCAGCAACAACAAGAGUUACGGUUACGUAAACUACGAGAACUGGCUCCGAAAAAGAAAAAUGGUAACCGGCGCUUUCGUUCGUGGCGCGAACGUGCCCGCUUUUACGCUACCUCCACACUCGCCUUCUUCUCGGUGACCGCCGGUGCCUCGCUACUGUUCCUCGUGCCCCUCUACGUCGAUCCGGCGAUAUCGACCCUCAGCCACGACUUCAUCGAGAAUCCCACGCUCUGCACCACAUCGCGCCGCGAAGAUCUCGUCGGCAUCUUCAACUGCUCGUGGAGCUCGUGCCGCGAGGGCUGCACCUCCGAUCUAUACAAGUGUGUUCAUAUCUAUGUGACGUUUAUCGAGGACAAUAUCACGAUACCCGAGAACAUGACCGACUACACGAACUACACGGCCGACUGGACGCAGUCGGACGAGGCGACGCUGCUCGUCAACAUCAAGGGCUGCGGCUAUCCGCCCACGGUGACGUGCAAAACGUUCAAUGCAUUUUACGGCGUCGAGGGCGCCAUCUAUCCAUGCUACUAUUCGCGCAAAAACAAAACGGUCGUUCUCACGUCGUACAGUCACGACGACCAGGUCCACGUGAUUGUCCACUUCUUCGCCGUGCCAUUUGUGAUAACACUGAUCUCAUCGAUAGCUUUGUGCAUCAUGCACUGUGACUGCCGCUGCAAAAAGGAUCGCAGCCAUCGGCGCAAUCGGCCGCAGUGCCGAAGGCCGCGAAUUGAUAAUUUAAGUGAUACUUCAAUAUCAACCCGUGUGGAUAUGCUGACGCCGGCCAUUGAAGUUUACAAACCCACCGCUCUGACAUAA